AUCUCUCCAUCUCUCCCUCCCUCUCCCUCAUCUCAAAUUCUCCCCAAAUACCUCCCCUUUCUUUCAUCUCUUUUUCGUUUGAUCUUUACACGGAAUCAGAAAACAUGUCAGCCGCCGUAGCUGCUGCCGCUGCCUCCUCUUGCUACUCUUCUACAACCACCUCUUCUCGCAGUCAGAACCAGUACCAGUACCAGUACCAGCAUCAGCACCAUUCAGUUUUAUCUUCACUUCCAGCCUCCUCUCCUUCUCCGCCGCUAGUUUUACCCUCCUUCAGUCGAUACGAGACACAAAAAAGGCGAGAUUGGAACACGUUUCUGCAGUAUCUCAGAAACCACCGACCGCCGUUGGCUCUGUCGCGAUGUAGCAGCGCGCAUGUGCUCGAAUUUUUGAAAUAUCUCGAUCAAUUCGGGAAGACCAAAGUGCAUGCUCAGAAUUGUCCCUUCUUUGGGCACUCUCAGGCACCGGCUCCUUGUCCCUGCCCGAUCCGGCAGGCGUGGGGCAGCCUCGACGCACUUAUCGGGAGGCUCCGAGCCGCCUUCGAGGAGAACGGCGGACGGCCUGAAACAAACCCUUUUGGCGGGCCGGCUGUGAGGCUUUACCUGAAGGAAAUAAGAGAUGAGCAGAGUAAAGCUAGAGGGAUUGUGUAUGAAAAAAAGAAGAGAAAGAAGGGAGAAAAUAAUUUAGGAUAAAUUAAGAGUGUUUGUAUUGUGGGAAAAUUUAACGAUGUUGAAUCGUUACUGACCCAGAUUAGAUCGAUGGAGAAUGGAUAAUGGAUAAUAUAGUAUAAAUAACGAAGAAAAUCGAUGUUGGAUCAUCACUGAAUGAUAUAAAUAUGGAGCUAGUCUGCUGUUUGAUCGAGUGUUUCAUGCAUAUGAAUCCAUUGAUUGAUUUAUGAUCCAUUUAAAACUAUAUUGUUGAA
This is a messenger RNA of Pistacia vera, 919 nucleotides long. RefSeq names its product protein G1-like1. Gene Ontology annotation, biological process: response to light stimulus; mRNA transcription. Gene Ontology annotation, cellular component: nucleus. The transcript has a single exon. NCBI's taxonomy places the organism in Eukaryota, Viridiplantae, Streptophyta, Magnoliopsida, Sapindales, Anacardiaceae. Bases 105 to 689 code for a protein of 194 amino acids. The record is from RefSeq and is a predicted model, not a curated record.